AUGUCUUUGUGUCUCAGGAAAAGUCUUCCUGCUGAAAUGAUCUCCAGGAACAAUUUCAGUAUUUGGAGCAUCCUGAAGAAAUGCAUCGGCAUGGAGCUGUCUAAAAUAGCCAUGCCCGUCGUGUUCAAUGAGCCGCUCAGCUUCCUCCAGAGAAUCUCGGAGUAUAUGGAACACACUCACCUCAUCCACAAGGCCUGCAGCUUACCUGACUCCAUGGAACGUAUGCAGGUUGUUGCAGCGUUUGCUGUUUCGGCUGUUGCAUCUCAGUGGGAAAGGACUGGAAAGCCAUUUAACCCUUUACUGGGUGAGACGUUUGAACUCACCAGAGAGGAGGAGGGAUACAGGUUGAUCUCAGAGCAGGUGAGCCAUCACCCCCCUGUCAGUGCCUUCCACGUUCAGUCUCUCCAGCAGGAGUUUGAGUUUCACGGCUCAAUCUACCCAAAACUCAAGUUCUGGGGCAAAAGUGUGGAAGCUGAGCCUAAAGGGACCAUGACGCUGGAGCUAUUAAAGUGA
This is a messenger RNA of Nematolebias whitei (Rio pearlfish), 513 nucleotides long. RefSeq names its product oxysterol-binding protein-related protein 2-like. The transcript has 4 exons. Gene Ontology annotation, cellular component: cytosol; membrane; intracellular membrane-bounded organelle. Lineage: Eukaryota; Metazoa; Chordata; Actinopteri; Cyprinodontiformes; Rivulidae. Gene Ontology annotation, molecular function: cholesterol binding. The coding region runs from base 1 to 513 and encodes 170 amino acids. The record is from RefSeq and is a predicted model, not a curated record.